Molecule: messenger RNA, 633 nt
Organism: Orycteropus afer afer
Lineage: Eukaryota; Metazoa; Chordata; Mammalia; Tubulidentata; Orycteropodidae
Product: granzyme K
Exons: 5
Biological process (GO): proteolysis
Molecular function (GO): serine-type endopeptidase activity
Source: RefSeq, a predicted model, not a curated record
AUGCUCAAUAAAGCUGUUUCAAGUUUGCCAAAGGCCAUCUCCUCAGGUGGUUUCAGGAGCACACUCUCAAAGAAUGAGGCCUCCAAACAAACAUUUGAGAUUAAAAAAUUUGUACCAUUUUUUAUAUGUAAAUCAGAUCCUAAAUUAAAUGUUAUCAUGCUGAUUUGGCUUCACACAGCUGCAAAACGCAACAAGAAUAUUCAGCUAUUCCACCUAAGAUUCAAAAACAAUAUCAGAGCUGGAACCAAAUACCAGGUUACUGGCUAGAGAGCCACCAACUCAAAUUUGCUUAGCCCCUCAGAUACCCUGCAAAAAGUCACUGUUACUGUCAUAAAUCGAAAACUUUGCAACAGCCAAAGUGACUAGAAUCACAACCCUGUGAUAACUAAAGAUAUAGUAUAUGCAGGAGACACUAAAGGCCAGAGGAUUCCUGCUGGGCCAGGUAAGUGUCUUGGGUCCAGGAUUCCUGGUGACCCCUUGGUCUGUAAAGGUAUCUUCUAUGCCACAGUCUCUGGAAGUCACAAAUGUGGUGAAGCUAAGAAACUUGGAGUCUACACUCUACUAACCAAGAAAUACUUGUCUUGGACCAAAAGUAAUCUUGCCUCAUUGCAUGCAAGUCAAGAGGACAAGUGA